UAACUUCUCUAUUAAAACUCGGAGUUCAAGUUCAUUGGUGAUUGUGAGGGUCAGUGUUGUAUUGGGCGAGUGCUCAUUCCUAUCUGCGAGCGCGGUGGAGUGAGGAAUGCAAAUGACCACACCAAACCUCAACGCGCCUGAGUCGUGAGUGCGACCUCAUAUCAUACCUUCCCUCACCUCGCAGAUUCAUUCAAAUUCGCUGUCGUCAUGCAUCCAAUCCACUACUUCUCUCCCCUCAUAACCCUCCUCCUCAGACAAACAUCAGCAUGCAUGCACUACUCCGCCACGUUCCCCUACGCCACUCACCUCCCCUUCGAAGCGACACUCACUGACAACAGCGUGGUAACAUGUUGGAUCAGCAUGACGUACGACCAGCAUGAUAAGCAGCAGACUGCUUUUUCGAAUCAUCGGCGUGCGAGAACUAAACCACUUCGGCAGAAGCAGCAGGAGCAGCAGAAGCAGAUAUCGCUUACCUCGGAGCUUGUGAGGAAUAAUAGGACUAAGGACGGGAAGACGGGGAACUUGAAAAAGGAUUUGAAAAGGAGUGCGGGGCAAGAAAGAGGAGAGGAGGGAGAGGAGCAGGUCAAAGGUAUCUGGUUACCGUGGGAGUUUAAGUGUCUCGAGGGGUAUCAAGCGCAUGCGGGGAUUGGACUCAGGGCAGUGUGGUAUAGUGCGCAUGGGCAGGAGUUUGAGUUUGCACCAAAGUGUGAGGAGGAUGUGCUGGGGGAGAGGUGGCUUUAUGGGGUUGUUUAGGAGGGAAGAAUAUUCACGGAGCACGACUGGGCUAU
This is a messenger RNA of Hyaloscypha bicolor E, 788 nucleotides long. RefSeq lists its product as uncharacterized. The transcript is spliced from 2 exons. The coding region runs from base 208 to 753 and encodes 181 amino acids. NCBI's taxonomy places the organism in Eukaryota, Fungi, Ascomycota, Leotiomycetes, Helotiales, Hyaloscyphaceae. The record is from RefSeq and is a predicted model, not a curated record.